UCCCCACCCCUCUUCCUGGUUGGACUAAUAUAUCCGUCUCUGGUUCCCAGCCAUUAGAGAUAACCCUCAGUGUUGGUGUGCAUGUGUCUGUGUCAGGCAAGGAAAGUCCCAGGAAUCUGAUCAUGUUAGACUGCUCCUUUUGAGCCAAAAUCAUGUUUUCAGGGUAACAUGCUAUGUUAUUCAUUUCCUGUGAAGAGGGAGAUAGGAGAGAAAGAAAAGCACCCUAGCGGCACGCAGCCAGCAUAUAACACAUUUUCCUGGAAAGGCUGUACCGCGGACCAGGGAAAGUACCACAGAAGCUAAGGGGUUCUUCUCUACACCAUCAGGAUCAUCUUUCAUUCCCCUAAAAGUUAACCUUCCUACUCAGAAUGGGAGAAUCUGAGGCUCAUUUGGAUGAGGAGUACCACAACCUGACAGAGCUUUUCCAGAUGCUCAACUAUUCCUUCAGCCAUUGCGAGAUAGGGCUGGAUGACAACACAAAGCGGGUGUUCCUCUUUGUCCUCUACCUCAUCAUCUUUGUGGUGGGGCUGGUGGAGAACCUCUUGGUGAUCUGGGUCAAUUGGCAGACCCGAAGCUACAAAAACUUGGUCAACCUAUAUAUUUUCAACAUGGCUAUUGCAGACUUAGGGGUGAUUCUUUCCUUACCAGUCUGGAUGCUAGAAGUAAUGCUUGAUUACACCUGGCACUGGGGAGAUUUCCUCUGCCGCUUUGCCCAUUAUUUCUACUUGGCCAACAUGUACAGCAGCAUCUACUUUCUGACCUGUCUCAGUAUUGACCGCUAUGUAUCAUUGACAACAUCUUCCCUCUUUUGGCACAAACAUCAGCAUCUUGUACGACGAAUUGCUUGCUGUUGCAUCUGGGCCUUUGCUGCCAUCGUUCCUUUACCAGAGGUAGUACACAUGGAGCAAAUUGGCACCAGUGAUCCAUUCUGUACCUUCAUGGCUCCCUUUGAGACCUACAGUACUUGGGCUCUUGCUCUCACUCUUCUAACUUUCUUCGGUGGGUUCCUCAUUCCCUUCUCAGUCAUGGCUGUCUUCAACAUACUGACUGCCAAACACAUCAGAAGCUCUAACAAACCAGAAGGAAAGAAACACUGCCUCCUCAUCUAUGCCUACAUAAUUGUUUUCCUGAUCAGCUGGCUGCCAUUCCAUUUGGUGCUUUUACUUACACUUGAAGGUGCCGGAAUCAUCGAUCAUUGCUACUGGCUUCAUUUCCUCUACUUCUUCUAUGACAUCGUAGACUGUUUCACCAUGGUCCACUGCAUGGUCAACCCCAUCUUGUACAACUUCCUGAGCAAGAACUUCCGAGAAAAACUCAUCUCCGCUGUGGUCAAAUAUAUCCCCAAGGAUCAGAUGGAUCGGAAAGAUAAAGAGGGUUCCUCCAGCACCCAGCAUUCUAUUGUCAUCACAAAAGACAACAUCUCACCAAACUAAUGCUUUCUAUGCUCUAUUGCCACAUUCAGGUAACAAAACCCAGUGUAUUCAAAGAUUUCUCCCACUGACAGAGGGCUGGCCUCAUUGAGAUGUUCUAAUUGUUAGCAGAAUUCAAUGUCUUCCCAUCUAGGGACCAGAAGUCACCCAAGGUGAAAUAUGGGAAUGCUGUUCUGUCACUUAAAAUGAAUUUGACAAAGUGACUGAUAAGUUUUUAUUAUUAAUUCCUUCUUCCAAAUUCCCUAUUUACCUGCCCUCCCACACCAAUAAAUAUGGUAAUGAAUGUUUCUGCUGCCAUGAAAUUUUACUGUUGCAAAGAUGGACAUUUCUGUGACUUGCCUCUCCUGUUUGUACAGUUUUGAAUGGAAAAUUUAUUCUGGAAACACUGCCCUAUCCUUUCACUCAACAGACUGGGCCAUGCAUGGAUCAGAACUUCAUAACAUAUAGCUGAUGCAGUCUGGAAUGGUGAAAUUGACAUCUCCUAUGAUAAAGGAAUAGACAUGGACUAUUAUCUAAAAAUAUUCAGAUAAUAGAUUUUAAAAAUUAUUUUCCUGAACCUCAGUAAACACUAACAAGAAUA
Messenger RNA from Anolis sagrei ordinatus, 2010 nucleotides. RefSeq names its product G protein-coupled receptor 182 (gene ACKR5). Lineage: Eukaryota; Metazoa; Chordata; Lepidosauria; Squamata; Anolidae. Gene Ontology annotation, cellular component: membrane. The record is from RefSeq and is a predicted model, not a curated record. Gene Ontology annotation, molecular function: G protein-coupled receptor activity. Gene Ontology annotation, biological process: G protein-coupled receptor signaling pathway.